Messenger RNA from Fusarium coffeatum, 312 nucleotides. RefSeq lists its product as uncharacterized. Bases 1 to 312 code for a protein of 103 amino acids. The record is from RefSeq and is a predicted model, not a curated record. The transcript has 3 exons. Lineage: Eukaryota; Fungi; Ascomycota; Sordariomycetes; Hypocreales; Nectriaceae.
AUGCAGUUCUCUCUCGCUCUCCUCGCUCUUCUGCCCGCCGCUUUGGCUGCCCCUGCUGCCGAUACCAAGUACACCGUCCCAGCAUGCGGAUGCAGAACCCCCUCGGGCACCUACGUCACGAACAGUCUGUGCCUCUACAACCGUGGCAUUCCCACUACAGACAACAAAUUCUGCUACACUGCAGACGACCGAUCCCCACAGGCAGACAAGGUCUUUACGGCCGAUGCCUGCAACGGACAGUCAGCCGGCGCCAAGCCCGAGUGCAAGAGCAUCACUGUCUGCAAGAACCCUCUCAUCUAUGUCCCUUGCUAG